UCUUUGCAUUAACCCAUGCGCGCAGAUGAUCGAUCAAGGCAGGAUGGCCGUUCCUGCUCCAGGAGUUGAUAUGUUAGCGGAGCCAGUUAAUGGCGACGUUGCCGAUCAGGCUCCCGCACCAGUGCUGGGAGGUCCUGACGGUGAACCAGCUUUUAAGAAGAUGAAGGUUGAAAGAGGUAUACACUGCAUUCAUUUCCUUUAGCCUGCUUUGGUUAGAUGGAGCUACAGUUGGAAUACAAUAGGAACAUCACAAUGUUAUCCUGUCUACGCUGUAGCAAAGUUUAUCCAAGAGCUGCAACUUAGUUUUGUCAAUAAUUGAUAUGUAUGUUGCAUGUUAUUUUCUUGAAAAUAUUUCCCACAACAGCAGAAACAUCUGCUUGUAAACACAGAUGUUUGCAAAUGUUUUCUUAAAUAUUAAUGUAUUGUACAGCAAUCUCGAAAUAAAUGUGAAACGAUGCAUCAUUGGAAUGAAAAUGACCCAAAGUGUGGUAUAGGUUGAUGAACCUGUGCUUUUGUCUCUACUUUACCUUCUAUAUUUUCAGUUAACCUGAUUCCAAGAUUUCCCCAAGUUUCCCAGGUGUAGCUUAUAGGAUGUAUUAGAACAACUAAAAGGAAACUGCCAAUGUAGUCAGUUAUUGGAUGUGCUUGCAUGAGUUUGUACCAGUAAGAAGGAAAUAUUAAAAAUCUGAACUUCCACCUGUUCAAAAUUCUAAUUGUCGGCAUGACUAAUAGGGAGACAGUGUUUUGCCCACUUACGACAAUUGUUGACCAUUCACUGUUUUUAACAACUAAGACUACUCGGUAUUAGUUAAGUUGUUUCUGAUGACGAAAGAUACUGAAACAUGGUGUGUAACUCUAUUAUGUUACGCUACGUCACAUAGCAUCGCAAAUUUGUUUGCAUGACACAUUUCUUUCUGAACUUAGAAAUACGUAAUAUUCAGUCAUGGUAUUUAGUAUGUAGUCAGUUUUGUGUGGUGUGCAGUUUUCAUGAGAGACAACAGCUAAAAUCUAUGCUCUUCCUGUGUUUUGUAUGAUCCUCAGGAUUCCAAGAAGUACUCAAAGGGAGACUACUCUGCCUGUUGAAAGCGUCCAGGAUAACUUGCAAUAUACAGAGAAGCAUUACUGAUCAUGCUGUGUAUCUGUUUACAAAUGUUAAGAAUAUCAACAUGACUGACAUUUCUUAGAAGAAUUCUGUGCAUAUAUAUUUCCAUGAACCCAAAGGUGCUUUUCUGACUUGAUAAAUAUCCUUGGUGUGUAUUUGAAAUAACAGAAAAAAUGCCGGGCACAUUUUCACUUGUUGAAAUGCGUCAAAGACUGCUUUCUUGUCUGUCCACUGAAUACUUUGAAUUGUUGUCCCAGUGACAUAUGCCUCUUUCUCUCCAUGUAUUUUCAGCGUCAGAAAUAUUGAUGUAAGAAAAUGGGGGACCUGAGAAUUCCAUCCACAUGAUAACCUACUGACUCAUACUGAGUAGUGAAUGCCGGAAUCAACUGCCGACGGCCCUCAGCAUCAUUCUGAUUAAUCAUACAGCUACUUCAUGUUAUCUAAUCUCAAACUCAGCACUUCUUUCCUCAAAGGUUCUGCACUUAUUUGAAAAAGAAAAGUUUGAAAAAAACUAGACAUGCGUAUUAAACAUAACCUGAUUCGUUGUCAUUAAACACAGACAAUUGUCUUCUAUUGUUUUCCAAAAAAUGUUUUGAGAUCUUAAAUAUGAUCAAGAGAAAUGAAUGAUCAGUAGACAUAUAUUGUUAGGUAGCCCGAAGCUGCUAAGUAGGCAGUGAUCUAAUGCUGUCCCUUUCUCUGUCUCUGUGUUUUCAACAGGAGCGUGUGGACAUAAUACAGAGGCUGUCUCCGCGUGAAACGUGUCUGAUGAGCUGCAAGGCCAUCCGAUUGGCUAUGAAAUGGUUACAUCAAGCACAAUAACAAGUUGACAUUGUUUAGGUUCUCAAUGGGGAAAACCCUCCUGUUUACUGUGUGUAUACUCUAUGUUGAAAUUGGGGUACAAAUGUUUUCUGUGAACCAAAGUUAUUAGUUUGUGGGUAUGAUGCUUGUACUAGUAACAGAUGUUUUGCAAGCACAUUGUCUUGAAGUUUCCUUAGUAUUAAAUAUUUAAAAUUAAUAAUGCUGCAAUUGAGGACAUUUUAAGAAAGUUCUCAUUUUUAAUUUGUAUGUCAUCAUGUGAAUAUCCUUUAAUUUGUUUCACACUCUUAAAAUGUUCUCAAUUUCAGAUGCUAUUCAUUGAAAGUAGAAUACUCAUGACGUCAUCCUAAGUGCAACCGACUUGAUGUUAUGAAUAUGUAGAAGCGAUGACUAUUAUUUUAUUUUACAGAUAGAAGACGAGAUUCUCGACAACCAACUCUGUUCUCAUCCUUGCUCAAGCAUUGUUAAAUGGGUGUUAUGCAAUCAAGCCACUCAACAAAAUACUUUGCUACACUAAGUAACAUGUUGAGAAUAUUUUCUUAAUGUUUUCUAGUGUUAUGUGAGUGUAUCUUAUGUUUGUUUACUUAUGGGCAUGGUGGGUAAUCUGUAUAUUAUACAUAUGGACAGAUUGCCAUGACAUUUUGUAAUAGCUCAGUGAUAAUGGUUUUGUGGCAUAAGACUCAUUUCAAUGAUGUAGACAUUCUUUGCAAUCUCAUUAUUUGUCAGUUCCAAGUCAGUUUUGAUUCUAGUGAAGUUGGGUAAUUCAGCAUGCAGUCAUCUUUCCUGUUGUUCUGGAGAUGUUGUUGUCUCAGAAAUGGAAUAGGUUUUGGAACUUUUUUUCUGAGCUUUUUGUGGUACACAUUUGUCGCAUGUAGGAUUUCAGAUCAGUCUGGCCUGUUUCUCAUUACAUUUGCAUUUCUACUUGAAGUUUUUAAAGUCAAGUUUAGGAGGUAAAACCUUAAGAUCCUUGGUUCUAAUACAUGAUGCUAUGCCCCUGGGAUAGUUCUUGUCGUGAUUCCUGUGCAGUGAGAAAGGGAAAUCAAAACUCAAACUCUGUGGUAGUUUUUGCACCUGUAGUGCAACUACAGAAAGCUUAAUGUCAGUAUCCAGGUAAUAAUUUUGAUUUUAUAUUAACAGAUUGAAUUUUGUCAUUAAUUUCCAUCAGAAGAGGUUAGGCUAGUCGCAGACCUUUGACACGAUGUCUGGUUAUGAAUCCAAAGCUUUUACACUAAGUAGUGCUGGUUCCUUUUCGGGCUGUAGGCCCAUGUAUGCCAAACUCUUGCUUUCUGUUCCAGGCGAGACGUUCAGUUCCAGAUGAUGUGCAAGAAGACUCCUAUAUGCCAAUUACUAAUGAUUUCUUUCUCUUCUGUUUCUAUGUUUUUCAUACUGGUUUAGAAGCACUAAGUGUCGUCACCUAUGAGCCAGGUUAAUGACAGCUUCUGUCCCUGAUCAGGCCCCUCAGCCCACUAGUAGGGCAAAAACAGAGGCCUAGCAUACACCACGUUAACUGCGAUGAUGAUGAGCUGUUUGCUCCUCAAGCGGACCAGACAGGGUCUGUUCUGGAGGGUCCGGGUGCGAAGAGGGAGAUGAAACCUUUCAGUCUGCCAAAAUUAGGAUCAUCACAACAAGAUUCCAUAGCAAGAGCCAAGAAGUAUGCAAUGGAGCAAAGCAUUAAGAGUGUUCUUGUCAAACAGACAAUAGCUCAUCAACAACAACAAAUGCAGAAUUUCCAGAACACUGUUCAAAGACAACAAGCUUUAGCACUAAUGUGCAGGAUUUACGUAGGCAGCAUUAACUUCGAGAUAAAAGAAGACACCAUCAAGCAAGCUUUUCUUCCGUUCGGCCCCAUCAAAAGCGUCAAUCUGUCAUGGGACCCCAUCACCAACAAACACAAGGGAUUCGCAUUUAUCGAAUACGACGUUCCAGAAGCGGCCCAACUAGCCUUAGAGCAGAUGAAUGGCGUUAUGAUUGGAGGCCGCAACAUCAAGGUGGUGGGACGCCCCAGCAAUAUGCCACAAGCUCAACCAAUCAUUGAACAGUUAGCAGCAGAAGCCAAGAAUUAUAAUAGGAUAUAUGUAGCAUCAAUACACAGUGAUUUAUCCGAGUCUGACAUCCAAAGUGUAUUUGAAGCUUUUGGUCGUAUUCAAUCAUGUAAACUAGCCCUAGAUGGAUCCAAACCAGGAAAACACAAAGGUUACGGCUUCAUCGAGUAUGACACCCCCCAAGCAGCUCAAGAUGCGGUUUCCUCCAUGAACCUAUUUGAUCUCGGUGGCCAGUUUCUCAGAGUUGGCAGGGCUAUCACUCCCCCAGAUGCUCUACAGGCACCAUCAGGCCCUGGAAGCAUGCCCACAGCUGCUGCUGUUGCAGCUGCCGCUGUCACGGCCAAGAUCACAGCAUUAGAUGCACAGCAGGCUGCAGUUAACCUGGCUCCACCAGGGCUCGCCAUGCCGACAACACUAGGAAAUGGUGUGGGGUCACCUGAUGUGAAUAGAGGUGGUGUGAUACAGCCAGCUGGACUAGCCAUGCCUACUGUGUUGGGGCAGGCUCCUGUUUUGUCUGCUCCCUCACAAAUUGCUCCACCCACUGUUAUCAGUAUGCCCUCCGUUGCUAGUAUUCCUGCUCCACCACCGCCAGCACCAAGCAAUCCUCAUGCCACAGCAGCAUCUGUUGCUUCCGCCCUGUCAGCGAUGGCACCUGAUGGGAAGGAUGGGAAGAAUGGGAAGAAGGAAGGAAAGCAGAACAAGCUGGACGACGAGUCAAGUCAGAGUCUGGCUCAGCAAGAAAACAUGAAGAUCAGUGGCAGUAAUGCCAGGCAUAUGGUCAUGCAGAAACUGAUGAGGGCACCUCAGGCCCGCGUGAUGGUGCUAAGGAACAUGGUUGGCCCCGAGGACCUCGAUGAUGAGCUGGAGACUGAGGUGACAGAGGAGUGUGGCAAGUUCGGAGUUGUUAACCGAGUUAUCAUCUAUCAGGAAAAACAGAGUGAAGAGGAAGAUGCAGAAAUUGUUGUCAAGAUCUUUGUGGAGUUCACCGCACAGGAUGGUCUAGAACGAGCCAUUCAGUCCCUAAAUGGCCGGUUCUUUGGUGGGAGAAUUGUGAGAGCAGAAAAGUAUGAUCCUGACAUGUUUGAAGCUCAAGAUCUGUCUGGUUGAAAACCUAAGGGAAACAUGGAGAAAUCCUGAGAAAAACAGAGACUCUAAAGUGCUUGAAUGAUGGAAAGACGGUAUCAUUCAGUUAUCCUUAAGUCAGCAAGCCAAGGUACUCCCAAAUGCUGGUGUAAUGGCGUCCGUAUGCACUACGUCUCAAGGGAUAUCACAGCGCGAGCUGUUCCAGAAAUAAUACCAGAAAGUGUUUCGCUUCAAAGUGUAUGUUUCCUGACAAAUGCGAUCCUUAAAACUGAUGGGAAGUGUGUAAUUUGAAUGUGGAAUUAGCUUACAGUUCGCAUGUUUUGAUGCUACCACACAGCUGAUACGAUUCUAGAAUUUGGUGCUUCAUUUUCAGAACUUUAAGAUUUGACCUAAAGCAACAAGAGUCAGAUAAGGAGACGCGUGAAUGCUGAUAGCCUGGUUCUAAACAACUUGUGAUUGAGUGAAUAUUUGUGUGAUGGUGGCUUUAUUCAUUGUGUGACUUGCCAGUUUGAGUGAAAGAUAUGUGUAUAAAUCUGGUACAACUGAUUUGAAUGUUUCCUGUUAUGAAAAUUGCCAUAAGAUUAUGAACUAGGUGUAAAUAAUGUAUAUGAAAAGAAAUUAUGAGAUUUUGUUUGAUGUUUUCAACUCGGCUAAAGUUUUAAGAUUUUAAUGAAGUGAAAAUUGAAAGUUUGAAAUUGUGAUGUAUUAAGUUUUUUUCAAUUGCUUGAGAAAGGUAUUCAGAAAGAUGUGUUCAUUUCAUCACUUGAGAGGAAUCAUGUAGAUAUUUUUAAGGUACAUUGGAUUCUUACCUUGAUGGGCCCAUCUACCUCAAAACAUCUACAUGUUCAAAACUAAGGCUCACAAUUUGGUUGUUAUUUUUUGUAAUGUCAAAGUAUUAUGUUUUGUAUCGUGAAGGAAUUGUAUAUUUCUCUUAUCAAGAGUACAUCAAUUCAGUCCGUGUGAAUGAUUCUGUUUCAGCCUUAAUUUCACAUUCAACUUGUGUAAAUACGUAUUUUAAAGAAUGACUUCAAAAGGUGUAUAAUAUGUUGAUAUUGACAUUUUGUAAAUAAACCAUGAUGCAAACUA
Haliotis rufescens (red abalone) is the source of this 6129-nucleotide messenger RNA. Its product is annotated as poly(U)-binding-splicing factor PUF60-like. Gene Ontology annotation, cellular component: catalytic step 2 spliceosome; precatalytic spliceosome. The coding region runs from base 3505 to 5067 and encodes 520 amino acids. Lineage: Eukaryota; Metazoa; Mollusca; Gastropoda; Lepetellida; Haliotidae. Gene Ontology annotation, biological process: regulation of alternative mRNA splicing, via spliceosome; alternative mRNA splicing, via spliceosome; mRNA splice site recognition. Gene Ontology annotation, molecular function: RNA binding. The transcript is spliced from 13 exons. The record is from RefSeq and is a predicted model, not a curated record.